GACGAGCUCUCGAGCGCGUUGACGGACUUCAUAACGACGCACCUGGACACAUUACAGUGCUACGCCAAGGCGGCGCUCGCGUUCAAGGGUGGUCCGCGAUACAUGAACAAUCCCCCAAGACAACUGGAAAUCGUCCUGGAAUGCCGCCACACCCGCGGAUGCUCCCUCGACCCCGCGUCCACGUUCGAGAUCGUGGAUUCGCGAUGGGAGACCAUCGCGGAGUACACAAGCACGCCGCUCGGCGCGCUCAACUGGCGGAGAUCUGCGGGCAGCCGGGAGGGCGCUCAGCGCGAGUACGGCCACGACCCGCGGUUCGCAGGCAUGCUGUCCGUGAAAGUCGUCGUGUGGGGCUUCACUCCGACGUCCGGUGGCUUCUUCCCGCAGUACCGCCGGUCCGCACCAUUCCUCAAGGAUCUCCAUGUCUCGGCCGAGGAUAUCCGCAAGAUGCUGGCGGACGUGCUCGUCCUCUGUGUCGGCAGCAUUCGACUCGGGCUUCCGCUGCAGCCCAUCCAAACACCGCAAGGGGUCUCCUUUGCUGCUGUGCCGGGUCUGCUCGUCCGUAGUACGAACAAGAGGUGGAAUUGGGAGCCGCUCUUGAGGAAUUGGGAAGCGUACCUCGAGGGUUCUCGAGGGAUCGAGAAGGUGGAUGAGUGGAUUGGCGAUCCAGCCCUUCAGUCCGGGAGGCCAUUCGAACAGCUUUUGAAGCUCAUUCGCGAGUUGUGA
This is a messenger RNA of Trametes versicolor FP-101664 SS1, 723 nucleotides long. RefSeq lists its product as uncharacterized. The record is from RefSeq and is a predicted model, not a curated record. The annotation marks the transcript as partial. Lineage: Eukaryota; Fungi; Basidiomycota; Agaricomycetes; Polyporales; Polyporaceae. The transcript has a single exon.